Molecule: messenger RNA, 2674 nt
Organism: Python bivittatus (Burmese python)
Lineage: Eukaryota; Metazoa; Chordata; Lepidosauria; Squamata; Pythonidae
Product: sialidase-3-like
Biological process (GO): ganglioside catabolic process; oligosaccharide catabolic process
Cellular component (GO): cytoplasm; membrane; intracellular membrane-bounded organelle
Molecular function (GO): exo-alpha-sialidase activity
Source: RefSeq, a predicted model, not a curated record
ACCGUGUUCCGCCAGAAAGGGAGUGUCACGUAUCGCAUCCCAGCUCUGCUCUACCUGCCCUCGGAGUCCACCUUCCUGGCGUUUGCAGAGGAGCGCUCCUCACACCGGGAUGAACAUGCCAAGUUCUUGGUGAUGCGACGCGGGCAGAGAGAAGGCACGUCUGUCAAGUGGAGCCCCCAGGAGUCUCUGGAGACAGCCGUGCUACCCAACCAUCGCAUCAUGAACCCAUGUCCAGUGUACGACAAGAAGAGCGGCUUAGUUUUCCUCUUCUUCAUCUGCGUCAAGGCCAAUAUUUCGGAGCAGCACCAGCUUAGAACAGGAAGGAAUGCGGCCAGGCUGGGAUACAUCGCCAGCCAAGAUGGUGGCCACACGUGGAGCCCCAUGAUAGACCUGACUGAGCAGGUGAUUGGUGACGAAGUGAGGAAGUGGGCUACCUUUGCUGUGGGACCAGGCCAUGGAGUGCAAUUGAGUUCGGGACGCCUGGUGAUCCCAGCCUACGCCUAUUACAUCCGCAACUUGUUGUUUGGCUGCUCCUUCCCAUGUUGGAUCAAGCCCCAUUGCUUGAGUUUCUACAGCGAUGAUGGUGGGCAAACUUGGGCCCGGAGUGGGCUUCUCAAGGCCUUGGAGACGUCUGAGUGUCAGAUGGCUGAGGUGACCUGCCAGGACGACAGGAAGGUGUUAUAUUGCAAUGCCCGAAGUUUGCACAAAUUCCGGGCUGAGGCCCACAGUGCAGAAAACAGUCAUGAGUUUGCAAAUCACUCCUUUUGCAAAGAAUUGUGUGAACCGCCACAUGGAUGCCAAGGAAGCGUAGUGAGUUUCUUUCCGAUGCAAGGGCCCUUGGAUCAGAGUCAAACGAGGGAUCUAAAGGGGUUAACUUCUCUGUUGGACGCUUCUCCAUCCUCUGCUUCCUCAGAGCGUCCCAAAUCAUGGCUGAUGUUCUCCCAUCCCACCAGCAGAAAGAAGCGUGUGGAUCUGGGGAUCUACCUAAAUACCUCUCCAAUCAAGGAGGGCAGCUGGAAGUCUCCUUGGGUCUUGAAUAAAGGACCCAGUGGGUACUCGGACCUGGCUGUAUGUGAAGAGGGAGAAUCACUCAUGUUUGCCUGCUUGUUUGAGUGUGGAGCAUCCAGGGAAUAUGAGGAGAUCGCUUUUCACCUCUUCACUCAUGAUGAGCUCCUGAGGAACGUGAAGGACAGCUGCUCUGCUGCUGCGUCUUCCUCAACAGAGUAGCUCUCCAAAUUUUGGGGUGGUUCAGCACUUGGCAUCAAACUGUGAGGCUCCUAUCCUUUCUUCCCUGUACCUUCUGUAUGAAGCUGUUGGCUUUUAAUUCCAAGAUAGAGAUGUUAAGAGGUGGCUCUCGGGAAUGCCAAACAACUGUCCAGUUUCUCCUCUUCAGAAGAACACCAAGUGCCUCCUGCUUUUGUACACUUCAUUGAAUAGAUUCAAAGGCUGGUCAAAAUUGUAAGACUGAUCGUUAAGAUUUUACUGAAGGAUUUACAGCUCAUGGAUGGAAUUUGCAUUUUGGUUAUCUGCUGGUUUCCUCUUCUGCAUUUUCAAGAAGCUUUGAGAUGCUUAAAAGUGGGUGAGCAAUGCCUGCAUCUCAACCUCAAUGGGUAAUUCUCUCCUGCAGAAAACACCAGCAAACUGAUGGCCUCUUGAUUUCAGAACCACUUCCAUGGAGUCUUGUCAUUCACCUUUUUAAAAAAAAACUGUAUUUGAAUUUCAAAAAUUUACAUCAUGCAGGUUGGUUUUAACGUGCCCAUAAUGUUUGUUACAAGCCAUUGGCAGGCUGCUUAUGUAAAAAACGAAAUUGCACCAUUCCUUGUAAAACAACGAUCCACCACUUUGCCUUGUCCUACAGUGGAUGUUAUCAGAGACUUUUUCAAGUAACGCUGUAGACAAGAUCUUAUCCUCCAUCUGUCCACUUAAAUAUUAUCCAGAUAUUUCCAUUCUUUGGCUCAAAUAUGGAUAGCAAACUUAGUUCUGGAGAGAACGGAAUCUUUUGCUUAGGGAUGUAAAACAUUUCUUUAAACACAUUCUUCCAGAAAUCUGGUACUUUAUCGCAUUUCCACCAAAGAUAAAAGUAUGUUCAUCUCCAUUUACAAACCUGCCAGCACAUCAUUGCAAGAAUCUCAGUUCUGUGUGAGAUUCUUCUUGGGUUGAUGCCACCAGUUAAGACGUAUUUCCCCAUGGAUAUAAAUUAAAAUAUUCAGAAUGCUACCCGAGAGACUGCAAAGUCAUCUAAGCUGCUUUUUGGUUUGCUAUAGUUUCGCUAUAAUCUACUUCACAUAAGAUUGGAUAAUUGUUUGAAAUUAUGCCCUUAGGUUCUGGGGAAAAAAUUAACCUUAAUUUUUCAAAAAGUGGUAGGAGUCAAUUUCCAAUUUUCAUCACUUUUUAAUCUUGUAAUACUGAAUUGACCUGACACCAAAGGAGCCAUGCAACUUUUUGUUCUAGUUAUUCAACUUUUACUAAAGUAUAAGUUUUGGAGUUCUUGUAGAAACGUUCUAUUCUGUAAAGACCUUUAUCCUCCUCACAGUUUUUGAACUAACAUUUAACAACCCCCAACGUUGGGUUAUGGGCCCCGCGUAUCAGCCCAGGAGGCUGUCUUACAGCCAAGAAACUGCUUGCACGUUUUAAAGAAAAGGCUCAGUUCAGAUUUCUUUUUCUUUUUCUCUCC